CUCUUCUCUCUGCUACGCGGCAACUAGACAACGUCCUCUACCGAAGCCGGCCAUUCAUAGCCUGGUAGCAUGCAAGCUGUCUCCCGAAUAUGGCUUCGGAGCUAUUCAACCAAGCGGCCCAGGGCGCAGACCCUGCAUCGUCCGACCAGCCCGUCGUCAACCUCCAAGUAGUGUCGCCGUCUGUGGGCGUGAAUCGCCCUUUGCUCUUCCCUGGACUUGCGGCCGCCACCACCAUCAAGCAGCUCAAGGAGAAGAUCCGACAGACUCUCCCUUUGCGGCCGUCUGACGAGAACCAACGGCUCAUCUACCGUGGCCGAGCGCUUUUGCGCGAGACUGAUAGUCUACAAGAUGUGUUCGGCGCAGACGCUCUUCGCAGCCCCGAUCAACAGACAAUCCAUCUUGUCAUAAGAGAUGCUUCCGAUAGCGUAUCCCCAACGCCAUCUUUCUUGUCUGGAACUCAGAGCCCGGCUUUAGGAAACCAGCCUCCCAACCUCCAGCGACAGACGCCUCCUCAUGCUGCUUUUAUGGGACCACCUCCUCCGCCUGGAAUGGCAAGAAGAUCAGUGCUGCAGCCGACUCCGAAUCCUGCUCUGUCUCAACCUCGGAUGCCAUCCCCAGCUCGCUCGCACUCUCCAGCUCAUACUCCUGAACAGGCAGCGGCUUUUCAGCAGCAGCAUCAAAGUAUGACGCAAUGGUUGACCCAGACCCAGAGAGAAGCCAUGGCUCGCAUGGUCAACCAGAACCAGCGUGGCAGAGCUUACAUGGGCAUGCGCGGCAUUGGCGAUAACGCUGGUGCGAAUCAAGGGGCUUAUGGGGGUUAUGGUUCAGAGUCGAAUAGUGGAAGGGCAAGUCCGGCCCCGACGCAUACAAUCUACCGCGAGAUCAUUGGACCCAACGGUCACAGCUAUCAUGUAGAGACUGUUGUUCGAAAUGCAGCGGGCGGCCUGUCAGCGGCUUCGGCGCCACCCCACGGCGCACUGACUCCUACUGACGUUCACGGUAUUCUGCGAGGGGCGGAUGCGAACCAGACUCCGGUGUCCAUGGCAAACGCGCUGCACCAAAGCGGCUUGCGCCGAAGUGCAUCUAGUGCCUCGCUUCACAAUCGCCCGCUCACGCAACCAAGUAUUACUACUUCAGUCUUUGCCAACAAUGGCUCUCGAGCUAGCAGCGGUCGAGCCACGCCGGAUUUAGGGCUCAGAUCGGUUUCUGGCACGUUCAAUGCCGUCUCUAUGUCGGCACCAUCACUUGUCACACCUCAGUCGCGGCAAGGCGUUGAGGUGUACAUUCUCUCAUCUCCAGAAGGUCCCCGCGCCCUGGUUUUCAACAGUGCCGUGGCUGAAGCCUACUAUACGCCUAGGAUGUAUUUGCCAGCCGGUCACCAUCAACAGCUCCGACCCAGGACCAGCUUCCCAAGCUUGAUCCACACGAUGCAGGCGCAAAGCAGAGAUGAUGCUUUGCACCAAACAUCCCGCUUCGACGUAAGGCAGCCUGCUCAAAACUACCAAGCUCCAACACCGCAGCAACAACAGCAACAGCCACCACGCCAACAGCAGCAGCAGCAGCAACAGCAUGAUGACCAGCAGCCUCGGAUAGUUCCUCUGCAUGCUGGCAACCCUCCUGUGGGUUUGCCCAAUCUGCUGGUACAGGCGGCUCCUCAUAUCUGGCUCAUAAUUCGCCUUGCCUUGUUUGUGUGGUUCUUCAUGUCUCCCAACGCCUCCUGGUCGAGAUGGUUGACUAUAAUCGCUCUCGCCUUUUUCGUAUUCAUUCUCAGCACUGGAUUGUUGGCUGGUGUUGCUGAACAGGCUUGGCGCCCACUAGGACGACAUCUUGAAAAUGUGUUCCCUGCAGUAGACCCUGCUCAUGUUGGACAAGGAGGAGCUGCGGGUCGUGAUGGCGCCCCUGGAGCAGAUCAGAAUGGAAGCCCUAACCCAGCCCAGAUGGCCGCCAGGCUGGUUGCCGAGCGUCGUGGUCAAGAAUCUUGGCUCGCAGGUCAGCUGAGACGGCUAGAGCGAGCUGGCCUCCUGUUCCUUGCUAGUAUUGCGCCCGGCGUUGCAGAACGUCACAUUGCAAAUCUAGAAGCAGAGGCAAGAGCCCAAGAAGCUCGACGCAGAGAGGCCGAGGCGGCAGCGGCAGCGGCAGCAGCUGAAGCGGCCGCCGCAGAGAGCAAUGCAAACCACGAUGGAGAGACUGCGCCUGAGACGGAUGGAGGUGAGACGUCACAGCAAGAUGGGCAGAACAGCCGCGAGGAGAUGGAGAGAGAGAAAGCCGUUCGAGAAGGAAUUACUGCCGUGUAAAGCGUAUAUGGGUGGCGGGAGCUUAGCAAUUGCAUAAAAGGGACAGGACAUGAACAUGAUUUAAUAAUGCGGGUUUAGCGAUUGUAGAUUCUGUUAGGAGCAGGGGCGUUGAAACUGGUGUUUCUCACAUGAAGCCCUUGACUACGAACAAAAGCGGAGAAGAAGAAAAAAAAGAAAAUAAAAGAAAACAAAGGCUUGCAGGCUCAGGCCUUUUCAUGUACCUAUAAAAGACAAGAGCUAGAGCAUCACUGAAUCUGUGAAUAUGAUGGAUGGAGGCAUCUCACGAGUUCUGGACUUUAUACUAUUCUAGACACAAGCAGGCGAAGUGAUUUUAGCUGACGGAUGUCAUACAGGCUUGACAGGUACGUACUCGUGGGGUGCCUGCGGACCUCUUAUCUUAUCGGCAAUUUGACAUGCCCAAGUCAAGCUGUCGUCACAAACUG
Molecule: messenger RNA, 2737 nt
Organism: Trichoderma harzianum CBS 226.95
Lineage: Eukaryota; Fungi; Ascomycota; Sordariomycetes; Hypocreales; Hypocreaceae
Exons: 2
Coding region: 90-2294 (734 amino acids)
Biological process (GO): endoplasmic reticulum unfolded protein response
Source: RefSeq, a predicted model, not a curated record